AUGGUCAACCUCUUGGAACUCCUCUGGUUUUGCAUAUGCUCUGCCGCAGUCGCUCAGGAGGAGCGUGACCUUGCGUUCAGGCUUUUGUCAGACUUGGGCGCCAGGGAGGUGGAGAAGCUGGUAGAGGUCGAGGAUGGGAGAGUGGUGGGGAUUGCUGCGAUUGGAGGGCGGCUGAAGGGCAACAUUCCGGCUGAGUUUGGCAAUCUCGUUGCUUUACAAAAACUUGACCUCUCUGCCAAUAAGCUGACUGGUGAGAUUCCCGCUCAGAUCGGCAAGCUGACGCGCCUCAGAUACCUUGACCUAUCCGGGAAUAUGCUCAGCGGCCCGAUCCCCGCAUCAAUCGGCCGCCUCACUUCCUUGGAAAAGUUGCUUCUUUCUGACAACCAGCUCACCAGCCCGCUCCCGGCGUCAAUCGGCGGCCUCACUUCCUUGAGAAAGUUGCUUCUCAAGGAAAACCAGCUGACCGGCCCGAUCCCGCCAGUCAUUUGCCGGCUGGGUGCUUUGCAGGUGCUGUCACUUGCCAGCAACCAGCUCGCUGGGCCCAUACCCAGUGAGAUUGGCGAUUUGUCAAAGCUCACUCAACUUCUCUUGACUGGGAACAAGCUCGCUGGCCCGAUCCCGCCUGAAGUGGGGAAUAUGACCAGCCUCAGAUUUCUUUGGUUGGCGAGGAACAAACUCAGCGGCCCGAUCCCGGCCGCCAUCGGCCGCCUCGCUUCCUUGGAGGUUUUAGGUCUUUUCGAGAACCAGCUUACAGGCCCGAUCCCGCACGACAUUGGUCAAGAGCUUCUGUGCAUCAGGGCAGUCCUGCUUCACAAGAACUUCUUGGAGGGCCAGUUCCCUGGCCUCUGGGGCAGUGCACAAGGAAUUCGGUAUCUGACCCUGCAUGAGAACCGGUUCCAGGGACCGCUGCCGACCAGCCUGCAGAGCAUGACCAGCCUGCGCUACCUCACACUUCAUGGUAACGAUUUCUCUGGGACUGUGCCCAAACUCAACCUACCUGGAGGCGCCAGGGCUACUCUGCACAGGAACCGCUUCAGCUGCCAACUACCGGCAAGCCUCGGGCUCGACAACAUCGUUGCCACUGUGGUAAUGGGCAACAUGGUUGGUGUAGGCGACAGAACCUCUGCAAACUGGAUCAGCCCGCCGGAAUUACAGGAUUUCUUAUAUGUAUCCAGCAAGAUCUGGUGGGGAAAUGUGCUUGUAUUGGCAGGCUUGCCAGUGGCAUUCCUGGGUGCAGCCGUGAUCUUUCGUCAAUCUCGCCAAGCCAGCGCUGGAAGUACACGGGUACUUGCUCCAGACGUCCAUACCUCGUCGAUGCGUAGCCUGCAGCUGUCGCUAUGGAUUGCGGCGCUCUGCGCCCUGCUGCUGCCAGCUUACCUCCACGGUGCGCGGUACUACGAGUGUGGCCAGCCGCUUGCGUGGAGCACAGCGGCCUACUUGGAUGAGUCGCCUCGAACAGAGGUCUUCGUGAUUUUGAUCUGGAGCCUCGUGACUCUUUUUUUCUCUGUGGCAAUCGCUGGGCUUCCCGAGCCACGUGAGGAUUCCAGGGGGCCGCCAGCAGGAUCAUGGCUAAGGCGCAAGGUUGCGUGGGUCCUCUGGAUCGUACCAGUCACGGUGAUCUCGCUGCCUUCCAUCCUCUUUGCUGUGGCGCAGGCGCUUCCCAAGGACAACACGCUGGUGGCGAACUCGAUCCUGCAAAUCGCGCACCGCACGGCCCCUGCGCUAGUUGUCGCCAUCGACGUGCUGCUGGCAGCACGUCUCUGCAAGUGGUAUGCAGGUCUAUCUGGGAUCCGGGCUGACAGGCUUCUGAUGUCGCUGAGGUUGUGCGCGGCGUGGCUCCUUCCACUCCUCACGGAAGUCGCUUUGCAGGAAAACUGCCUGGCCGGGUGGAAGAGGUGGUGGACAGCCUGCGAUCCGGACUCAAAGAUGCAUGAUUCAUUCAACUGGCACUACUGGGAUUUAUCAGAAAUCGAGAUCCUGAAUACCACGACAGGCAUGUGCAGCGCAGAUCAGCAGAACCUUUGGCAGGGCCGUUGCAGCAGGUCUUUAAUCGAAGGUCUAUCUCCUCUUAUCCUGAAGAAGCUGUUGAUUCGGAUUGUCCUGCAGCCACUUGUGAUGGUCUUGACCUGGCGUGCUUCCAAGCUGGAAGAUGACCCUUCGCCCCUCGAAGGUGGCCGACAGCUUCGGCUGCUUGGCCGUAGGACCAGUGGAUCCCUGGCAUCGAUGCAGCAGCAUGCCUAUUUUAACACCCUACUGGAGACCGCCAUUGUUUGGGGUCCGCUGGUUCCCUUGGUCAGCCUUGGCGUGGUGGCAGCGUUCUUGGCAAACACGAUGCUCUUUGAGAUAGGGCUCAGCUUUGGCGUCCGGCUGCCCACAGACGCAGCCAACACUCGGGCUGGAGUGUCCAGCGCCUAUUUGCGGUUGGCAUUGGCCAUGAGCUGUGCUUUCCAGCUUUGGCACGCCUUCGGUACUUCCAUGGCUGGGCGCACGAUCCUGCUGCCUAGCGCCAUGUUGACGACCGCCUUCAGCACUUUGGGUCUGCGGUCUGCCAGGCGGCCGCCAAGGAGGGGGCCAGGCUCAGACGAGCAGGAACUGUCUGAGAUGGAAGGGACCAGCGCUGCAUUUCCGCCGCUUCGCGUCUCGCUGCAGAGUGCAUCCUGA
Molecule: messenger RNA, 2661 nt
Organism: Symbiodinium sp. CCMP2592
Lineage: Eukaryota; Dinophyceae; Suessiales; Symbiodiniaceae
Source: the annotation of a GenBank genome assembly